UUAGUGGCCUUAUGUCACCCGUCAGUGCUGCCGCCUGGCGGGUGACCUUGGAGGGCCGAGCGGCCGGGGUCAGGGACGAGGGCAGUCUUGGUGCGGAGCUCGUGGUGGACGCUCGGCUGCGGUGCUGUUGUGCGUUAUGUCGUUUUACUAAUAACUGUCUUGACUUUGUGUGUUCUGCCAAUACACGGCAAGACAGUACAUUUUGGCGACGAGUGAGUGCGCUCAAGCGGAGGCGACCAUGGACGGGAUUCGUCCGCCGGGACCCUUCAUGGACACGGCCGCGGCUGGAAGUGUUCCUUGGAGUGCUUGGUAUGCGGAUUUUGAGCUGUACGCCACGACCAUCGGCUGGUCUCAGUGGGAUGAGGCCAGACAGCGCGCGCUUCUGCUGCACUGCCUCGGGCAGGAGGGUCGGCGGCGCUACCGGGUGGCGGAGGCGGCAGCGGUGCCUGCGGCGGUGCCAGCGGCGGAGCCAGCGGCGGAGCCUCAGGACGCGCCGCUGUCAGGUGACACCCGCACAGGAACUGACUCGGGAACGGACUCCCGGGUACAGGUGAAGUCGGAAGACGGGGGAAUGGCACAGUGUUUGUCACUCCUUCAGCAUUUGUUUGAUAAGCCGCGGGAUAUCAUGUCAGAAAGAGUAAAGUUCCGUAGGCUUCGGCAGAAGACUGGGGAGUCUACUGCCUCGUUCAAACACCCCCCCCCAGCAGGGCGCGGGUUAAGAGAGCAGAGUAGAUAUUGUGCAUUUGGAGCCUUGGAAGACGAGAUGAUUCGAGAUCAGUUUGUCGAGGGAUGCACGUCUGACCAUCUCCGUAAUCGUCUGUGCGCUGAGGACCAUCUGACCCUGCAGCGUCUGGAGUCAAUCGCCAUGGCCGACGACCGGGCGGUGGAGCGCCGGCGGCUGUUCGGGGGAGAUGACGGCGGGCAGCCGAGCCGGGCGGCGGCGGCAACCGAGCCGCUGGAGGUGGCCUACACGGCGCGAGAUAAGACACCAGCACAACGACCGCCGGUCGACAAAACAAAAGGCAAGUUCUGCUAUGCUUGUGGUCGCCGGGGUCACGUGUCUACUGAUGACUGGUGUCCAGCCAAGGGCCAAAAGUGUCGACGGUGUGGGACUGUUGGACAUUUCGCUGUACGGUGCCCUCAGAAACCUGCUAAGGAGGUGAGAGCCGUGGAGCCAGACGUAGUGGAAGUUCUGGCAGUCAAUCAAAACGACUCUGCUCUGCAGUUUAACGUCCGGCUGGACGGCAACUGGGUGACGAUGCUGGUCGACACGGGUGCGGCGGUGUCCAUCAUCCCUCGCCAGCUGUACGAGACCGCGCUGAGCCACAGGCCGCUGCUACCCACGACAGUGAACCUCCGGGCGUACGGCGGCAGCCAGCUGGUGGUGACGGGCGUCAUCACAGCAUCGGUGGAGACGGAGGACGGGCGGAGCUGCCAGGGCCGCCUGUACGUGGUGGACGGCGGCACGCCACUGCUCGGCAGGGACCUCCAGAAGAGUCUCUGCAUCUCCACCUGGCACGGCUCCACAGUGUAUGAGGUCGAUCGACAGCCGGGACGAUCCAGUGACGUGGAGGCCGGCAACGAUCAGGACAGCGCUACACAGAGAUGUUCCUGUUCUCGUACCGGAGUACGGUGCAGGCGACCACUGGAAGGAGCCCGGCUGAGCUGCUUCACGGACGACCAAUGAGGGGCAAACUCAGCGCGGCACUGGACGUCGGCGGACGUCAUCCAGCGAGACCUGGUGACCUGCAUGAGCACGUGAAGCGGAAACAAACCUAUCAGAAGACGUACUUCGACCGCUCCCACGGAGUCAAGACGCCCAGCUUCUCUGUGGGAGACCAGGUCCGUCGCCGGCUUCCUCCGCAGGCGCGGAAGGGGCAGCUCCGGUUUUCGGCGACGAAAAGGAUCGUGCAGCAGCGGGGGCCAGCGAGCUAUCUGCUGGAUGACGGCACCCGCGUCCACGCUGACCGCCUGACGCGGAGCGCCGGUAGCUGCCCAGCAGAGGUCGACGGCCGGAGAGACGAGCCGGUGCAGCCGGACGGUGCAGCUGACCGGACGGGACCGACUGACGCGGAGCUGGAGUCGUCUGGCGGCCGCGACCGGCUGGAGCAGCAGGAGCAGGACAGGCUGGAGGCGAUACCGGAACCAGAGACAACUGACAGUCACCUCCGGCUGGACGGGCAGCAGCUGGACGUGCCGCCGGCGCCCCUGGAGGCGGACGAAACGACCAGCGGCCGCUCGUCGACGCAGCCUGACACUGGGACGGCGACAGGGACUGGAGGGCGACGGACGCGAACCGACCUUCAGCAAGGGCAGACGAGCACGGCGGAGGAGGAGUCUGGUGUCGUCCGACCAAGGCUGCCGGAGACGGGCACAGGAGUGACAACGAGAUCGGGAAGAGCUGUUCGCGCUCCAGUGUACUAUGGAUUCAAUACUUAACCGGUUGUCGUACUGUAAUAAUCGCCUGAGGUCUCGGAUGUGGUUCUGCUUUUGCGUCUGCUGUACUUAGAAGUUCAGUUACUUUGCACUUAACUGGCACGGGCGAAUAUGAGCUGUGAAAUGAAGUCACUAUUUUUGUUGUAGGGGAGGAGGAAAUGUAGUAUUUAGUGGCCUUAUGUCACCCGUCAGUGCUGCCGCCUGGCGGGUGACCUUGGAGGGCCGAGCGGCCGGGGUCAGGGACGAGGGCAGUCUUGGUGCGGAGCUCGUGGUGGACGCUCGGCUGCGGUGCUGUUGUGCGUUAUGUCGUUUUACUAAUAACUGUCUUGACUUUGUGUGUUCUGC
Molecule: messenger RNA, 2781 nt
Organism: Amphibalanus amphitrite
Lineage: Eukaryota; Metazoa; Arthropoda; Thecostraca; Balanomorpha; Balanidae
Exons: 3
Coding region: 239-1687 (482 amino acids)
Biological process (GO): proteolysis
Molecular function (GO): nucleic acid binding; zinc ion binding; aspartic-type endopeptidase activity
Source: RefSeq, a predicted model, not a curated record